GCAUAAGGACGUGCCAUAUAAGGACUUACUAAAUAGGGAUGUGCCAUAUAAGGACGUGCCAUGUAAGGACUUAUACCAUAUAAGUACGUGCCAAUAAUCUUCACUCUAAUGCUGUCCUGUUAGAAGCACUGAGUAAUAACUACAUUGGAACUCUGAUGAUAUUUCAUUAUCAGAUAAAGAUUCAGCAUUCUCUGAAUAAACCAGGUGUUUACGUAUAUAUCUGUGCAUUUCAUAGCUAUGAGAAAUAAAAUCAAAAUAUCUGAACAUACAUGGAUCUCAAUAUAUUACAGAACAGAUUGGCAGAAAUAAACUCAGAAUACAUUUAGUCUAAGUUAGGUUAAAUAGAUACUUUAUUCACCCCCUUGGGAAAAUUCAGUUAUCCUGUAGAAAUAGACAAAAAAUAAAUGGACAAACAGUAAAAGUCAACCAAAUAAGCCAACAAAAGUCAAUAGAAAGUGAGCAAUAUUGCACAUAAAAAAAAAUUGAAUCUAAACUUUGACUGUGUGUCUCCAUCUCUCCCCCCUCCCUUCCCCUGAGCAGCAGGGCUACAGCCAGGCCGGGAUGGGGGGCAUGUCGACGGGGGUGGGCCUGGGGUACGACCGGGGCCAGUACAACUCCGGACAGGCCCCCCACCACGGGAUGCUGCGGCAGAAGUCCAUCGGUGUCGCUGAGGAGGAGCGGACGUUCCUCCACCCGCCCACCGUCAAGUUCGCCCGCAGCCUGUCGGUGCCCGGCCCCGACGACAUCCCCCCCCCGCCCACCACCGCCCCCCCCGACCCCCCCUUCGCCUCGGCCCCCCCCCUGGGCUGGAGGGGCAAGUCCUCCCAGCAGCCCUCCGUCUCCCAGUCCACCGCCACCUCCGCCCACUACCAGCUCUACUCCCAGUCCCAGUCCGUCCAGUUCACCCGGCCGGGGGGGCCCGGCCCCGGGGGCCAGCAGGACCACGCGGCCCCCCAGUACACCCACCCCCAGCCGGCCCCCCACCCCGCCCAGAGCCGGGCGGCCCCCCGGAAGGUGAGCUACCCCGGGGAGCCCGGCCUGCCCGCCGGGAUGGGGGGGGCGGCGGCGGCCAAGGCGGCGGGCCUGAGGCGGGGCUACAGCACGGCCGGCCCCCCCUCGGCCGCUGUGCCCCCCCCCCAGCAGCAGCAGCAGCAGCAGGGGGUCCAGAGCCAGGCCCAGCGGGCUGACCGCGGCGCGGCACCGGGCCUGGCGGGGGUGCCUAAGGGGGGGCCGCGGAGGGGCAAGGUGCCCCUGGUGAAGCAGUCCAAGGUGGAGGACCUGCGGGCGGGGCAGGGCACCCUCCUGGGGGGCAAGGCGUCGCUGGAGAAGAGCUCCAUCCCCAUCCCCACCAUCAUCGUCAAGGCGCCGUCCACCAGCAGCAGCGGCCGCAGCAGCCAGGGCAGCAGCGUGGAGGCGGAGCCACCCCCCCCGGGGGGGGAGGGGGAGGGCCCCGCGGCGUCCCAGCCCCCGGCGCCGCCCUCCACGCCGGCGCCCCCGCCCCCGUCCCUCCCCUCCAUCCGGGCGCAGGACGGCCAGGACUUCACCAGCCAGUUCGGCGCGGCCAUCGUGGGCGCGGCGCGGCGCGACCGCGAGCGCUUUCACGAGGCGCGGCGCCGCAGCGCCUCCUUCUUCAUGUCGGUGGAGGACGAGACGGGGCUGGACGCCGGCGGCGGCGGCGGGGGGCGGGGCCAGGCGGCGGCCCAGGGGCUGCUCAGCCACCAGGGGGGGGAGGCGGCGGCCACGCGGCUGCGGCCGUCCAAGUCCAUCGACGAGGGCAUGUUCUCGGCGGAGAGCUUCGUCCACAGCACGCGCAGCAUGCCGCCGGCCUUCGGCCUGCCCGAGUACGCCUCGCCCGCCCUGGACUACCAGCCCAAGUCGGUGCCCGCCGAGUUCUACGGCGCCGGGGGCCGGCAGCAGCAGGUGAACCCCGCCUCCACCACCACCUUCAUCCACCCGCUGACGGGCAAGGUACUGGACCCCUCGUCGCCGCUGGGGCUGGCGCUGGCGGCCCGCGAGCGCGCCCUGAAGGACGACAGCCGGCUGCGGCGGGGCGCGGCGGACCACCACUUCGCCCGCCAGAUGUCCGGCGUCGGCGGGGGUUUCCCCUCGUCGUCGUCGGUGUCCUCGCAGCCCCCGCCCAUCUCCACCACCGCCGCCCAGUCCUCCGGCUCCUCCUACCUGGUCACCUCCUCCUCGCUGGCCGCCACCACGCCCACCGUGGGCCGGCCCCCGUCGCCCCGGAUCCUGCGGGGCUCCGGCGGCGGCGGCGGCGGCGGGACGUGGGGCGCCGGGGACGACGGCGGCGGCGGCGGCGGCGGAGGAGGAGGAGGGGGGGGGGAGCGGGAGAGGGAGGGGGGCGGCGCUCGCGAGGGGCUCAGGGUGCGCUUCUCCGAGGACAAGACGGUCCACGCCCCCCACUACCAGGCCCCGCCCCCGCAGCUCUACGCGCCCUCCUACAAGGAGCGGGAGAGGGAGCGCUCCCGGGAGAGGGAGCGCGAGCGUUCCCGGGAGCGGGAGAGGGACAUGUCCCGGGAGCGGGAGCGGGACAAGGAGCGGGAGGGGUACCUGCGGAGGGCGGAGCGCUCGGCGGCGAGCGUGUCGGCGGCGGAGGCGGCCAGCGCCCAGCAGGCGGCGCAGAGCCAGACGCCGCGGCGGCCGUCCUUCUUGCGCAUGGAGAGCGAGGCGGGGCCCUACAUGCUGUCCCUCACCCCGCCCUCCCCGCCGCCCGCCAGCACCCUGGGGCAGCCGGGGGGGGGCGCCGGGGGCGCCGGCGGCUCCGGCCUGAUGGUCCUGCCCCCGCCGGCGCCGUCCGUCGACGCGGAUGACGAGUUUGUGUUCGCCGACCCCCUCCCCCCGCCGCUGGAGUUCGCCAACAGCUUCGACCGGGGGCCGGGCGCCAUGACGCGCUACGCCCAGCGGGGGGGGCCCGGCGGCCUGGCGGCGGCGCGGCAGCAGCACGCCGUGUCGGCGCCGGCCCCCCCGCCGCCCCCGCCCCCGCCGCCGCCACCCCCCUCCCAGAGGGAGCCCCUGGCGGGGGGCUUCCACGCCCACACGCCGCUGCCCUCCCCCCAGGCCGGCGACUCGGCCACCUCCAGCCUGACGUCCUACGACAGCGAGGUGGCCAACCUCACGCAGUCGGGCCACUCCCCCUCCCAGACCUCCCCCAACCAGCCCCCGCCCUCCCCCUCCACCCUGCAGCCCGCCUCGGGGGCCCCGCCCCAGCCCUCCGUCUCCCCGCCGCCCCCCCCCCCGGGGUCCUUCCACCGCCCCUUCUCCGUGUCCCACCCCCACCACCUCUACAACAGCACCCACAGCGCCGGGCCGGGCCGCUCCUCGCCCACCCCCCCGCCCCACACCAUCGCCCCCCCGCCGGCGUACCGGGGGCCCCUCACCCCCUCCUCCAGCGCCGCCACGCUGGCGGCCCUGCGGGGGGCCGUCUCCCCCUCCGCCCCCCACCCCACGACCGCUAGCUGUGCCUCCGCCCCCUCCUCCUCCACCGGCUCCUCCGCCUCGCAGCUCCACCAGGACCGGACCCACAAUGCACCGGGGGGGGGCGGGGGCGGGGCCCGCCGGCCCGGGGAGCGCCACCCCUCCCCCGUCUCCAAGGUGGGCGGUGGGGGGGGGGGGGAGGCGGCGCAGGAGGCGGUGGUGGAUUCGGGCAUCGAGGAGCUGGACAGCCGCAGCAGCUCGGACCACCACCUGGACAGCAUCCUGGGCAUGAGCGGGGUCAGGGGUCACGAGCGGGCCGGACGGACCCCCGCCGAGAAUGAGCGAGGAGGAGGAGGAGGAGGAGGAGGAGGAGCAGGAGACCUACUGGACUCCUACAUGAGCUACCUGGACGGGCAGACGUUCGAGAUGCAGAACGCCACCGCCGCCACCGCCACCUACCCCAAGACCAACCGCUUCCGGGAGGGGGGCCGCAUGGGCGACCUGCGGCGGCAGACCAGCACGGCCCCGCCCUCCUUCCACUCGCACCGCCGCCGCGAGGAGCAGCAGGAGGAGGAGGAGCUGGAGGAGGCCGACGCCGAGGAGGAGGACGGCCGGGGCCACGACACGUACGGCCUCAGGGAGAUGCAGAACCUGGGCCGGCCCACCUCGCCGUACUUCGACCGGCCCCGCACCCCCGAGAUGAAGCCCCUGUGGGGGGACGGGCCGACGGCCGGGGAGGGCAUGGGCAUGGGCCAGGGCGGGCCGUACCACGACGGCAGGAAGAUGUACCAGUCGGCCUCCAGUAUGAAGCCCAGCAUCCUGAACGAGCUGAGCAGCAAGCUGCAGCAGAGGAGCAAGGAGAGCUACCAAAGACCCCUGAGCCGACACAGAAACAGGUUCUCCGAAGACUCGGCCUCGGCCCUGAGCCCGCCCUCCACGCGCUCGCUCUCCCCCUCCCCCAUCUCCCUGUCCCAGCCCGCCCUGUCCCCCUCCCCCACGCCCUCCUCCCAGUACCAGAACUGGGCGCGCUCCCCCUCGCCCCAGCCCGCGGCGCCGGCGCCCUCGCAGCCGCCCCGCUCCCAAUCCCCGCUGUCGCCCACCGCCUACGCGCCCUACCCCACUUCCCCCAAACACAGACCUGUGUACCGGACCAAAGCCCUGGAGUUCCAGUUCAUCCCCAGCAGGGAGUCGCGCAAGGCCGACUCCCACAUCAUGCAGCGCCGCCGCGCGCCCAGCCCGCUCGUCUCGCCGUCGGAACGGCCCAAGGCGGGGCCCCCGCGGCCCUCCUCCCUCCCCCUGCUCCCGACCACGCCCCUCUACAGCGCCCUGUACGACCUGCGCGGUUCCGUCACGCCGCCGUCGCCCGGCAACCCCCUGGGCGACCCCUACUUCUCCCCGUCACCGCCGCUGUUCGCCCCGUCCGGCGCGCCCCCGCCGCCCAACGCCGCCCUGGUGGUGUCGCGCUCGCUCUCGCCCACCCACUUCCUGUCCGGGACGUCCUCGCCGCCGAUGCACCCCCACCCGCCGCCCACCUGCCUGAGCUACCCCCACCUGCCCCCGCCCCCGCCCACCAAGCCCUUCGCCGCCAAGCCCCUCCCCUACUGGACCAAGUACGACGUGGCGGACUGGCUGGUGUACCUCAACCUGGCGGAGCAUCGCGAGCGUUUCCUUGACAACGAGAUCGACGGGACGCACCUGCCGUCGCUGACGAAGGAGGACUACCUGGACCUGGGGGUGACGCGCGUGGGCCACCGCAUGAACAUCGAGCGCGCCCUCAGGCGGGUGGUAGACAGGAUGUCCGGCAGCCCGUUCCCCAUGUCCAUCCUCUCCCCUCGGGACAGCCGGGCCGAGCGGCGGAGGGACGACGGGAGCCUGGGCUAGAGACCCCCAGGCCCCCAAGACACUCGCAGGGAGGACAGAGCGACGGGUGGAGGUCGGAGGGACGGGUGGAGGUCGGAGGUGGAGGGUGGAGGCACGGGGCGAGGGUGGUGGACCUGGGGUCGGGGGGGGGGGGGGGGAGCUGGGCAAUGGGUGGGUGGGCGGCAAACCAUAUAGCAUCAUAAGUACAACAAAGGAGGAUAGCAGGCUAAAUGAAGACCGUAGGUGCUGGCCCAAAGGUGGUGGUGCUGGCCCAUGGUAACACGUAGAAUCACACACACAAACACACAUACGCACGUACGCACACACACACACACACAAGCCGGGAAGACCCCCCCCACCCCCCCCCCCCCCAUCCCGUCCGCAGUCAGAAUAGUACAAGCUAGCUAAACCCAAACAAAUACUGACGAGGAACCAUCAGAAGGCAGCCUCCGUCGCUUAGCAACGGACGGGUGUGUCGUCACGGCAACAGAGGCGAGUCCACCAGUGACAGCGAAAGGGAAGAACUUCCAGCACCCUCAUCCACAACCCCCACCCUCACCCAGCCCUCCCCCCUACUACCCCUUCUCCCCUGGGCCAUUUCCGUUCAGCUUUUAAGGAAACGGAUCACAACCACCAACCCUGCUCUUUGAGUGUGAACGAUGUCCCCGGUAUGUGUGUGUGUGUGGGGGGGGGGGGGAGUCUCUGCCCCAGCCCUUGGGCCCGCCCGCCGUCUGAGAGUUGAACCAAGGACAUGAAAUCGGGGCUCGUGUUCUCGGACUCCUUUUUAACCGGACGAGAGACGACAGAGGACUCAGCGAUUCAUGACCCGACAGCGGUGAGACUUCCAGACCACGGUGGGACCGAGAGGAGACGCGGUCAACGGGGAAAACGCAGCCUCGUGAUUGGCCCAGGUGGAGGAGUGUGACUUGUAUGCCUGGGUGUGAUUGGUUGUCUGUUUUUACCUCACGACCGGCAGGGCGUGGCCCUGGUUGACUGGACUCCAUGUAUUUCUCUACAGCUCUUUAAGUCUUAUAACGACAUCUAUACAGACUGGUCACUGUAUUACAGAUUUGUAGCAAAAAUAUAAGUGCCCAGACCAUGAACAUUGAAUAGUUUAGACACAAUAGGCCUACACACACACACAGAUACACACAUAUAUAUAGACACAUAUAUCCACACACGUGCAUAAAUGCCUCCAAGAAGACUCACAGCUCACACACUUAAAGACACGUAUCAUACACACUUAACUAUGUUUGAGUUAGAAAUUAUGGAAAACCUAAUAUACACAUCCAUAUAUAUAUAUAUAUAUACACACACACACACUAUAUGUUUGAAUCAAAGAAGAGGCGGGUGUGAUUUCAACUGUUUACUGAGGCCAUCGGUGAGGACAGGAAGCAAACGUGGACCUGGAGAGAAGAGCGUUCGUUUGAAAAGAACAAAGACAGACUUUCUCUUCAGCGAAAGCCACACUUGCUGUGCCACCAUUCAAACGUUCUCCUGCAGAGAGACGCAGGAACACUGACGAGGCGAGGGGGAGCGAAAGAGAAAAACUGCCAUUUUCUGCUCUUUCCCGCCCAUUCCCUCCUCAGACCCCGCCCUCCGUGCUCCUUCCAGGACAAACCGUCUCUCUCUCUACGGACACGAGCUCCCCCCCCCCCCAAAGGACGGGCGCAGAGAGAGAGAGAGAGGAACAAACACUUUUCAGUUUUAAUACUAUGUUCUUACAACACUUUUUAAACUUUAAAUGGGUCUGGAAUACCGAUAUUGAUAUAAAGAGAUUAAUUGUUACUAUUUAACAUUACUGUCAUCGUCCUUACUGUUACUAUUGCUUCGGGGAGGGCGUGUCUAGAGAACCAAGCGUCUCCCAGACUGUUGCCUCGACGUGUGGGAACACACGGACGCAGAACGGGGCGACUGUGAGACGUUAUGGUUUCCAUUUUUCGAGGAAGCGUGUGGUCUUGUGCGGCCGUGUCCUUCCGACGUACGCCUCUGCGUGUGAAGCUCAAGGCGAGCGGUACGGUUCACCUGACGCAGCACACGUUGUGAUCCACAUAUCUAUGCUUGGUGCCAACAAUGCUUUAACCCAUGUAGGACGACCGGGUAGCGAUGGGAGGGUGUGAGGGUGAAGGGGAUCCGGUCACAGCUCUGUCUUGAGAGAGGAUGGAGGCGACCGGGGAGGUGAAUUUCACACGACUUUCGUUUCCGAGAUAUGCAGAGGGUGUAACAUGUAGCAGUUGUUGUUGUGACGCUAUUCAAUAUUCACGCCACGGCCGUGUGUUGAUCUCUGUGACUCGACUUUUUCAUUAGAGGAUUGGAAAUGAAAACGAUUAGACUCCCAUCGCAUUGAGUUUUAUUAUGCAGAAUAUCUUUGUACCCCCCCCCCCCCCCCCCGCAAUCCGUGUCUUUAGUUCCUCCACCAUUUGCAUUCUGCUGUCUCCUAGUCUCCCCGUCCAGCAUUCCUCUCAGUGUGUGAGAUCAAAUAUAAGGGCUCUCUCAUGACCUACCUUAAACAACGCCUCACCUCUCAUGCUUGCCUGUGGAGGCCUCCUCUUACGGACGCCAGAUGUGUUUUAUAUCAGGGCGUCGAUGGGGGAGGGAGGGAGGAAUGGGGGAGGGUCGCGGCCGCCCCCAUCCUCACCCCCCCCUACCCCCUGCAGAGGCAGACCACCGCAUCGUUUCUACAUCCGUUUGCGUACUGUGCGCGUGCUCACAAGCCAUUGAUCAACGAUCAGAGAUUAUAUAUAACAGGUAUAUCUAUUUUUCUGUGGCUGUAAAAGGCCGGUAGUCUAGGAGAGAUACAUAUUGAAAUGCGAUUUGUCUAGCAAUAAGGACGAUGAAAGUAAUGGUCAUCCUAAUUAUGGUUUUAAGAUGUGAAAAAUGUCUCAAAAGUUCUACAGAAUCUCUGUCUUCCAAAUGUUUGACAUGAAAAUGGUUUUGAUGUGUUUGUUAUUUAACUGCUCCGCCUUCUAUACAGUUUGACCUAGUUUUGUUUUCAAUCUAUUCCCUUUCCCUUCGUUGAACAGACAGUGUCGAUAACAACCCCACAGUAUUCAAACAUCCUCUGGUCCAAAUCUGUUGUUGCAGAGAUGAGCCUUUAAGUUUAUUAAUAUCUCGGCUAUUAAUAACUUAAUUGCUUAUAGCGAGAACUGACAUUUUUCGCCCUUAUUGCUUGUCCCAAUGAUCAUUGUAACCCUAGGCAACACGUAUUACAUGCUUAAAGGGUUAAUAUUGUAAAAUGUGUUGCACCUGGGGCUUGUUAUAUCCAACUACCUGUUGGCUGGAUUGAGGCCAGGUUAAAGGGCCGGUUUCCCCAAGUGAGAAAAUAAAUGACUUUCUAUAUUGAAGUCCUUACACUUGAUUUGAUGGGGAAAAUAAAUGAAAAAAUCCUGUUUUUGUAUCGCUACCCCUUCAUCUUGGGUACCUUGUGAGGAGAACUAAUAGGCAGCCCCUUUGUUGCUAGAAAUAUUCCAGAUCGGUCUCACUGUAUAGAAAGCACUUAAUUUAUUUUAAGAGGUCUUUUAAAGAUAUGAACUGAUAAAGGUAUAACGGAAUAUAUGUAUGUGAUAUACAUAUGCGCACAUUCAUAUAAACAAAUUUCAAAUGUUUUAAGAGAUUAAAUUGUUAGAAUUAUAAUAAAGAUGAAGAAACAAGUCA
Messenger RNA from Gadus morhua (Atlantic cod), 8943 nucleotides. It is a transcript of the gene shank1, whose product is annotated as SH3 and multiple ankyrin repeat domains 1. The record is from RefSeq and is a predicted model, not a curated record. Gene Ontology annotation, cellular component: postsynaptic membrane; postsynaptic density; dendritic spine. Gene Ontology annotation, molecular function: ionotropic glutamate receptor binding; synaptic receptor adaptor activity. NCBI's taxonomy places the organism in Eukaryota, Metazoa, Chordata, Actinopteri, Gadiformes, Gadidae.